UUCCCAAACACGCUCCUAGAAAACAUCCAGAAAACACCCGCUGCCUUUAUAAACAUCACAGGGAUGCUGGACACACUAAGACAGAAAAAGAAAGGCACAAAAACACAGCAAUCCUGGAACUCCAGCAUGACUCCUUUUCACCCCCACUGCCAUAAUAGCCGGAGAACCGCUAAUGGAAACCUAUUGGGAUUACAUUGUUUGUUUCAUUAGACUUUAAAAUUGAUUUUUUUUUUUAAAUGCAAUGCUGCUUUAUUUUUAUGAUGACUGGAGAGGUUCCUGGAAAAAUAAUUGUGUUGUAGUGUAAAAAAUACUUAGAGCAUAUGUAUAUGUUGUUUUAAAAAUUUAAUUUGGGAAGUAAGUUUUAGGAUUGCUAUUCAGAAGAAUUGAAUAUUUUCUUUGUUCUUCCAGAAAUAAGGGAAUUAUGUGUAUGGGCUGUUUCAGUGGAAUUUUAUCUGACAUUUUCAAGGCAGAAAAAAAGUCUAUGCAGUCUUCCAUUUUCUCAAAAGUAAAAAAAAAAAAAAAACUAUAAUAAAUCAAAGUCAUUGGGUUCUGCUUCAACAGUCUCCCAAAUUCUGUCUUCUUUUCCCUUUUUCCACUAUCCCAACAGUCUCUUUAAAUGUUUAGUGAAUACUCUAAGUUUUUGGAAGCCAAAAAAAAAAUUAACAUUCAGUAUCAGGCUGGUUAUAAAUGGUAGUCAUUGUUUAACUACAAUUUGGCCUUCCAAAAAUGAAUCUGACCCACUACAAUUUUCUUAUUUUAAACAUGGCAGCAUUUGUAGGCUCAUGUGAAGUAAUUUAUUUGUAAUUACAAGUAAGAGUAAUUGGUUUCAGGAACUUGAUGACGCCUUUAUGCACAUAAUAUAAAACUUGUAUAAAAAAAUAUGCGCGUUCAUUUUCAUUGUGGAGAAAUUACUUUUCUCCAUUUGUGAUUAUCAAACUGCAACUGUAAACACUGAAUCACAGUAGUUAUUUUUCAAUAAUGUCAGCAGUGAUAGUCAGGUUUUCUCCUAUGUGUACCUCUUGAUGCUGUUCCUAAGAACUCUCUAUGUUACUAUAGUUUACUAUUUAUAACAAUUUUGGGGUCUGUAGUGAAAUCUAAACCGUAUGUUGUAAUUCACUGUAUGUAAAUGUAUUACAAUAAUUAGGUCUUAGUCAUGAUGUUGGACUUUAAAAUCGUUUAAUUGUUUUGGAAGGGCUCAUUCUAAUAGUAAGGGAAGGGGAAAGGUUUAGUCACUCAGUCACACUGUUAAUUUAGCUCAGAUGUAGGCCCCAUGGUCCAAUAUACCUUAUAGACAGCAAUUUGUAAGGAUUAUUGAUACAUUUUCUACAUCCUGGCAUGUGUUUUUAUUCUCUUCAUAAUCUAUUGGCCAGACCUACUAAAUAAUUUAUUUAGUCUUACCAAAAUUCACACAAAAGGACCCCUAAAUAACUGCCCUAAAGGCCUCAUUUACAAACCGCACACUUCCGUUGUAAAAACAAUACCAAUAGUAAGGUACGACAUAUGAGUGCAGUAUUUGUCAUAAUUGGUUACUUGUUUAGUGCCUUAUCAUACAGUUUUGUUUAUAACACAAGCUUAAAUCGAGUUAAUAACAUAAUAGCUUCGGCUAUGUUUCUCUAUGGGUGACGUAAAUGGCCCGGGCUCGGCGGUGAGCGAGGCCUCGCGCGCAUUGUCUGCCCCCUCCCGCCCCUGUUGGCGGCGCGCAGCCUGAUUGGCCCGGGCCUGCGAAAGCUUGCUCGGGGAUUCUGGAUGUACAGGCCGCAGAUGCGCUACGGCUGGAAAAUAAAGGCAAAACUGGAUGAUAAUGUAUUCGGUACAAUAAGAAGGGCGUUGGCACACCAAAGACGAAUCAGCGGAUCAGGUAAAAGCGUCGCUAUCGACACCGGAUGUUACCAAAACUUGAGCCGCGGCCUGUUUGGGCCUCGUCGGACAACGUAACAAACAAAAGCUCGGCAAAGGGCCUUGCUUAGCCAGCUAGCUACCUGUGCUAACAGACCGAUCUGUUGACGGAGUGAGAUAUUCGUCGCAUACACGAAUUCCAAAACUUGGACGAAUACGAAGAGUUCGGCUUCACGAACUAGAUGCAUGUAACAACGUGUCUGCGUAAGUUAUAGGUUUUUUCCAUUCGCGUCGGAUAAUGCCACUAAUGCUAACUAGCAUUAACUAAAAUGGCGGAAAUCAAGAUGGCGGACGCGCCUGCGGCAGAUCUAUAUCUAGAAAUUGCUAACAUAAACAAGUAGUUAGUCUGAUGUAUCCUGUAUUCAGUACGUUUAAGUCGAACUCCUUUCUAUGUUUGCGUCGAAGUUUCUGUUAGCGUGUAAUAUUGUCGCUUAAAAAAACUAAAUGUUAAAAUUUUAAGAUUUGACGUAACAGGCGAAGCUGCGCAUGUACGAGCAGCAUAGCGUGCAAUGGCCAUGAUUUCAGCGGCAGCAAAGGGCUAUGGGUAGACACGGGCAGAGGAGGGAACGCGCGCGCGCGGGGGAGGGAGGUGGUGGUGGGAAAUGAAAAUAAACAUGAAAUUUGAUAGACAUACAGCGACAGUAAAGAAUACGUCAAGUCGGGCACGGACGGUGUAGAUAUUAUGCUUUUUAAAUGGUGUUUUCCUUCCAGAUGAUUCACGCACACUGUUGUUUUAUAUUUGACACCUUUAUGUGUAUUAAAUAACAAAACAACAAAUGUGAAGCUUUGUAAAAAAAAAAAAAAAAAACAUCCAAGAAAAUGGAUCAAGGCGGAGGGGUCUUAGAGCUUCACUCCCAGGAUCUGAAAAUGCCCCACACUAUGAUAAUGCAAGGCUUUGGCAUGGGGGGCAUGGCCCACAUAGAUGGUGAACACAUUGUGGUAUCUGUACCUGAAGCUGUGCUGAUAUCAGAUGUGAAUGCUGAUGAGGGCAUUCUGCUGGAGCAUGGUCUGGAGGCUGCAGUAGUGGAAGGGCCUGGUAUUGGUCGAGAAGAUAUCAUUAUGUCCGAACCUAUCCUGGGUGCAGAGGUGGCCAUUGAAGAGGCUCUGGAUGCUGUCCAGCAUGUCCUGGCUGCUGAACGUAUCGAAGAAACAGUACCUGAACAGGUGUUUGUGACUGAUCUCAUGUCUACACACGAGGACAGCCCACUGGACCCUGAGCUGGUGUCAGAGGAGGUAUUGGUCGCAGAUACAGAGGCCAUAGUUCAGGCACAUGAGACCACACCCCCCUGUGCGACCCUUAAGCCCGAUGACGAUGAAGAUGAAAAAAGCACUUCAGAAGAUUACCUCAUGAUCUCAUUGGAUGAUGUGGGGGAGAAGUUGGAUAUUGGAGACACACCGUUAAAAAUUAGCACAGAGGUGGGCCAGGAUGAUGAAUCCAAGGAAGACGAAUUCGGCUCUGAGGUUAUCAAAGUGUACAUCUUUAAGGCCGAAGGGGAUGAAGAUGUGGAAAUAGGUGGAACAGAGGUUGUUGCAGAGAGUGAUUUUCCCAAUGGGCAUGCAGUGUUGGAUCCAGCAACAGCAAGCACCGGUCGGCUGUCAAGGGAGAAAAUGGUCUACAUGGCAGUGAAGGAUACCAGCCAAGGACAGGAAGAUAUGAAUGUUUCUGAGAUGACUGACCAAGUGUACAUGGAGGUGAUUGUCGGGGAAGAUGAGGCUCCUGCUAUACAAGAAGCACAAUUGGAGCAUUCGCCAUCUAAGACCUUUGUUCCUGUUGCGUGGGCAGCUGCCUAUGGUAACAAUCUGGAGUCUCAAUUAGAGAGUAAACAUGGUGCAACUACUCCAUACCUGCAAAUCAGUGACAGCAUCAGUACAAGCCGCGCUCUCAAACAGAGGCUCAAGAAGAAGAAGAAGGGAGAGACACGACAGUGCCAGACUGCUGUUAUAAUUGGCCCUGACGGCCUGCCACUGACGGUCUAUCCUUGCCACAUCUGCGGCAAAAAGUUCAAGUCACGUGGGUUUCUGAAGAGGCACAUGAAGAACCACCCAGACCACAUGUUUAAGAAGAAGUACCAGUGCACAGACUGUGAUUUCACUACUAAUAAGAAGGUCAGCUUUCACAACCACAUAGAGAGCCACAAGCUCAUCGUCAAGAAUGAGAAAGUCCCAGAGUACACAGAGUACACGCGGCACUACCGGGAGGCGAGCCCGCUCAGCCCCAACAAGCUGAUCUUGCGUGACAAGGAACCCAAGGUUCACAAGUGUAAAUACUGCGAAUACGAGACGGCUGAACAAGGCCUGCUCAAUCGGCACUUGCUGGCUGUGCACAGCAAAAACUUUGCACAUGUUUGCGCAGAGUGUGCCAAGGGCUUUCGCCACCCAUCUGAGCUCAAGAAGCACAUGAGGACGCACACGGGUGAGAAGCCCUAUGGCUGCCAACGCUGCGAAUUCCGCUGUGCUGACCCGUCCAACUUAAAGACUCAUGUAAAGAGCAAGCAUGGCGCCGAGCUGCCAUUUAAGUGUGCCCACUGCCCAUUAGCAUUUGCUGAUGACAAGGACUUGCAGAGGCACAUGGAAGUCUUUCAGGGACACAAGACUCACCAGUGUCCACACUGUGAGCACAAGAGCACCAAUUCAAGCGACCUGAAGCGCCACAUAAUUUCUGUACACACCAAGGACUUUCCACACAAGUGCGAUGUGUGUGAAAAAGGUUUCCACCGACCAUCAGAGCUCAAAAAACAUGCAGAAACGCACAGAGGCAACAAGGUACACCAGUGUCGGCACUGUGACUUUAAGAUCUCAGACCCUUUCACUCUGAGCCGACAUAUUCUUUCUGUGCACACAAAAGAGCUGCCUUUUAAGUGCAAACGUUGCAAGCGUGGCUUCAGGCAGCAGAACGAACUCAAGAAACAUGUUAAGACUCACAGUGGCCGCAAAGUCUACCAGUGCCAGUACUGUGAGUAUAAUACGGCAGAUGCCUCGGGUUUCAAGCGCCACGUAAUCUCCAUCCACACUAAGGACUACCCACAUAGAUGUGACUACUGCAAGAAGGGUUUUAGACGGCCCUCUGAAAAGAAUCAGCACAUAAUGCGCCAUCACAAAGACACACUGAUAUAAUACUCCUCGGUUCGCCACCUCGCAAACUAGAACCUAAUUCACACAACUGAAAAUAUGAAUGGAAUGGUACAGUUCAGUUGGGUAAUUGCUCUUGACCUUUUCCCCCUGCAGGUUUUUGUAAGGGUGUUUUAAAUAACCAUAAAAACUAUUCCCAUUAUUGGAGCAGGAUUGCUAAGGUCAGCCAGGGUCUCAAAUGAUUAUAUUUUUGUAUCUACCUGGCUGAAACGCUGCAAGUGAAUAAUGUCUUCAAUGUUAAUUGGAUAAUUAAAGCUUGAUAUGCUGUGAUUGAAAAGAAAUGCCCACUAUGAUGCUUGGAUUCCCUGUAGCCAUGUUGGUGUGGGCUGCAGUGUACUCCCUCAGUGAGUACUUACUAGUGUGCCUAGCUCAUAUGCUAACAUUUUUUAACGCCCGUUUAAAUCAUGUCAUUGGUUUCAGUAGGUCAAUUGUGGUAUAAAUUAUCUCAUUUUUUUUUUUAAAGUUUACUUAUAUACAACUCUUAAGUAAACAUUUACAUUUGUGCAUAUGGGUAUAGUUACAUACUCAUUUAUAUUUAAGUAUAUCUCUAUAACAUUAACCAGUAAAUCUUUUUACCCAAGAUUCUGGAGAUUGAAUUCACUUUAGUUUAAAUAAAACAUUUUUUUUCUUCAUUUGUCGCCCCUGUGAAUGCCGCUACAAGUAAUGUAUAUGUAUAAUCACAUGUAACUGGCAAAUGUGCGCACAUUGUCAUUUUGAAUUCCAAUUUGCAGUCAUGCCUUACCUGUAUUGUAUUUUUCUUGCACUGAACUCAGUAAAUUGAAUGUGAUUAUUA
Molecule: messenger RNA, 5818 nt
Organism: Clarias gariepinus (North African catfish)
Lineage: Eukaryota; Metazoa; Chordata; Actinopteri; Siluriformes; Clariidae
Gene: znf711
Product: zinc finger protein 711
Exons: 9
Coding region: 2716-5010 (764 amino acids)
Biological process (GO): regulation of transcription by RNA polymerase II
Cellular component (GO): nucleus
Molecular function (GO): metal ion binding; DNA-binding transcription factor activity, RNA polymerase II-specific; RNA polymerase II transcription regulatory region sequence-specific DNA binding
Source: RefSeq, a predicted model, not a curated record